GGGGCAGCAACGUUCCUUUGUGGCGUUGAGUCACAAACAGGGAAAGAGUAAGACGCAGCAUUGGUGCUUCAUUGAAGGCGCCAUUUCACUCCUUAUUCAUUGGCGCCGCGGCCUAUAUUCUUCCACAUCGGAUCCAGCGAGCAGCCGCAGUCAUGGUGAAAAUCUUUAUCGGCAACCUGGCCUGCAACACCAGCGUGGAGGAGCUGCGGGCCCUCUUCGAGAAGUACGGCAAAGUCACCGAGUGCGACAUAGUCAAGAACUUUGGCUUUGUGCACAUGAGCGUCCUGUCGGAGGCCGAGGAGGCCAUUCGAAACCUCAACCAGCACCAGAUGAACGGCUGGCGCAUGAACGUGGAGCUGAGCAAAGGCAGACCCAAGUCCAGCACCAAGCUGCACGUGGGCAACCUCGGCGACGGGGUCACGGCGGACAUUUUGCGGGCCAAGUUUGAAGAGUUUGGCUCGGUAGUGGAAUGUGACGUAGUCAAGGACUAUGCCUUUGUUCACAUGGAGCGAAUGGAGGAUGCCCUGGAAGCCAUUAAUAAGAUGGACAACACCGCCUUCAAAGGCAAACUGAUGAGCGUACAACUGUCCACCAGUCGGCUGCGCACGGCCCCGGGAAUGGGAGAUCAUACCGGCUGCUUUGUCUGCGGAAAACAUGGUCACUGGUCAAAAGACUGUCCAGUCGAUCGCAACAAUAGCUACGGUGACGACAUGAGAGGUUUCGGCGGCCGGGGCCCCCCACGCGCUCCCCAAGGUUUUGGCCGAGGCGGCUACGGAAUGGUCGCCGCGCCCCCUAAUUACAUGCCUGGCGCUGCGUUUAAUCGGGCUAGUUAUGGCAGGGGCAUGGCGCCGCCGCCGCCGCCCCCUCCUCGGAGGCCCGGCCCCGAGGUGGGCGAUCGGUACGGUGAGAGGUCUUCAGGUUUCGACCAAGACUCUAGUGUCGACUUCUACGAGAAGUACCGAGCUCGCCCUUACGGCUCCAGUUAUUUCGAGGAGCGCCGCAUGUCCUAUCUCCCCCCUCCCCCUCCUCCCCCACCCCCUUCUGCCCUCUCAAAGUUCUCGGGCGUGGACCCGUUCGACCGGCGUCCGCCGCCCGCGCCGGCGCCCCCCUCCGCCGCUUACUACGCGAGAGAGCACAACCCAAUCGGCCGGUUAGCCGGCGCCCCGGCGGGCUACGGUUAUGAGCGCAAGCGGCUGUCGCCCGGCACCACCUACAUGCCGCCGCGGCCCAAGGAGCAAUUCGCACAGCGCUACGCGCCCUACUGAAGUCCACGGUCUCGGACUUUUUCUGCGAGCGUCGUUUUGUCAAGCUUCCAGACUCCCAUCAAACGGCGUGGUUUGUCCGCCCCCUCAACCUUUUUUCUCUGUGUCACAUUUAUGUCCUGUUUUUUUUUUCACAUUAUGUACAUUGCUCGUUUUGCAAUAUUUUCAAUUUACAUUUUAAAAAUAUAUAUUUUUCUCAUAACUUCACCACAAAAAAAAACGAUUUUUUUUUCCAAGCGUCACAUGUUUAAAAAUUGUCUUGGCUUACGUUUGUGGAUGCGCGGGAGGAUGCAAAAACGUAGUGUACCGGUAGUCAUUAAUUUCCUCCGUUUGUUUGCUGGCUAAAAGUGAUUACCGAUGAUCGGCUCUAUUUCGCGUUUAUCUGAGAUGUGUUUCAGUCAUUUGUUGUGUCACAAAGUUUCUUUUUUUUUGUUUAGAUUACCGUUCAUGCAAUUUCAUUAACAAUAAUAAUGGAUCUAAAUGCCACGUUACAAUUAUUAUCCCAAAAUUAAAGUUUGAGUAGAAGCUGAAAACAAGUAAUACCUAAAAAAAAAAACAUUCCAACCUUACGUUUGACUCAUUUUGUGUCCAAAAUUAAAAUUUUAUAUCCCUUUUUGCCUUUCCGAAGUGACAGUUCUUUGAAAUAGUGUCAUUGAGUGACAGCAAGGCAUUUAACGUGUCAUUCACCUGAAUAUUUCUGAUUUGUUACACAUUUUUUUUCUGUUGCAAGAUCUCUUAAGGGUGAAUGACUCAGGGAAAAGACGAUGCGAAGAGGCACCAUUUGUUUUUUUUCUGUGCCUUUUUUGCAUAUAGGUGAAGUUGAAUAUUGUAUUUUUCUUACUUGCUGUGGUAGUACCAACAUACAUACAAAACAAUUGUUUUUUAAUAAAAAAAAAACCAAAUUGGGUGACAA
Syngnathus typhle (broad-nosed pipefish) is the source of this 2175-nucleotide messenger RNA. Its product is annotated as RNA-binding protein 4.1-like. The coding region runs from base 153 to 1265 and encodes 370 amino acids. The transcript is spliced from 4 exons. Lineage: Eukaryota; Metazoa; Chordata; Actinopteri; Syngnathiformes; Syngnathidae. Gene Ontology annotation, cellular component: cytosol. Gene Ontology annotation, molecular function: zinc ion binding; mRNA binding. The record is from RefSeq and is a predicted model, not a curated record.